AUGGUAUUUGUUGAUCCUGCAUUUAGUCAUCGAUAUGGAUCAGUUCCACAUAUAGAAAGAUGGCUAUCAAUCUUCAGAUUACAUAGCGAUUUAGAGGAUACCGAGAUGAAAUUCGUAGCGCUUAUAUCUGGAGGAAAGGAUUCCUUUUACAAUAUACAUCACUGUAUUUCACAGGGUCAUGAGCUUAUAGCCCUUGCAAACUUAUACCCGGCAGCACCAGAUAGAGAUGAGAUAGAUUCAUUUAUGUUUCAAACGGUGGGUCAUGACAUCAUCGAUUCUUAUUCUGAAUGUGUUGGGGUACCAUUAUAUAGACAAAAGAUAUCUGGUACGUCUAAGAACCAACAUUUAGAAUACUCCAAGACAAAGGAGGAUGAAAUUGAAGACUUGUACAUCCUUUUGGACCUAAUUAAACAGAAGCAUCCAGAAGUUGUAGGGGUAAGUUGUGGAGCUAUUUUGUCGCAUUAUCAAAGAACAAGAGUUGAGAGUGUAUGUGGGCGUCUAGGACUUACUUCAUUGACGUAUUUGUGGCAACGUAAUCAACUUGAACUUAUGGGAGAAAUGUGUAAUAGUGGACUUGAUGCACGUAUCAUCAAAGUUGCAGCCAUUGGUUUGAAUGAGACCCAUUUGGGGAAAUCGAUUCAACAAUUGUAUCCACAACUUAUCAAGUUAAACCAAAUGUACGAUGUUCAUAUUUGUGGAGAAGGCGGUGAAUUUGAAACAAUUGUCUUGGAUGCAUCAUUUUUCAAAAAGAGAUUAGUUGUAGUACACAAAGAAGUGGUUGCCGAUUCUACUGACGAUGUUUCAUACUUACGGAUCAAGGUUGAACUUGAAGAUAAGGAAGAAGUUUCGAAAGAUAUGUUGGAAAGUCCAAGUUUAUUGGAUGAGAUGUUUGAAGAAAUUAAAGAUGAAUUAGAAAAUAGUGAAACAAAACCAUCCACUACAUGUUCAAAUAUUGUCAAGUCUACUGGAGUUUCCAAUGUCACUCUGGUUGUAUCAACUCCAGAUGUUCUUUACAUUUCAAACUUGACUUCCCCUAAGGAAUUGACAAUUCAAUUGCAAACCUUGUCAAUUUUUGAACAACUCAAAAAAUUACUUGAUGAACAUAAUCUAUCUGUAAACUAUAUUAAACAUGUUACUUUAUUGCUUUCGGAUAUGUCACAAUUUUCUCAGAUUAAUGAUGUUUACGCAAAGUUUUUCGAAGAGUAUUACCUUCCACCCUCAAGAAUAUGUGUGGGCACGGAACUCCCAGAAAAAACACUCGUUCAAUUAUCAUGUGAAGUUAUCUUGGCUAGUGGGGGCGGUCCGCUCUCGAAAGAAGGUAUUCAUAUCAGAUCUAGAUCAUAUUGGGCACCACAUAAUAUCGGGCCAUACUCUCAAAGUAUAGUGGAAAGACACCCAGACUAUCUCCUGGCGAGCUUAUCUGGACAAAUCCCUCUUAUACCUUCAACUAUGGAUUUCUUACCACUGAAUCUGGAAGAAUCUGGGGCUACAAUCAUAGAUUCUGCUCUUUCGUUACAACAUUUACACAGAGUUAUGGAAUUGAUCAAAGUGUGCCAAAUAGGUUCAAUAAUUUGUUUUGUGACUGAUAGUACUAGCGUCCAACUUGCUAGUGCAACUUGGGACAAGUAUAUCAGUUCCGUUGGUGGUAACCAGAACGGUACUCUUGUCAUCGUUCAAGUCAAGCAAUUACCUAGGGGUGCUACUAUCGAAUGGGGCGGGUUUUCUUACGAAAAUAUCGUUGGGAUGUAUGAAGAUGAUGACGAAGAAGAAAAAUAUAUAGAUAGAUCUAAUUUGGAAAGAUCUAAGGUAGACUUGAUUCUUAAAGAAACUUCAAUGACUGCUACUGCUGUCCAAAAUAUUGGCAGAGGGAAACUCUUUGCUACGACUACAUUCUCCAACGAUCACACUGAAAUUGAUAACUUCCUUCGAAAGGCUUCAGGAAAAGUUCAAAUUUUGGCCAAUAUGACACAUAUUGGAAGCUUGAAGGAUUCCAAACAGGUUGAAUUUACACCCGUUGAUAAUGUAUACGAUCACAACGGUACUUCAUUCAAAUUUGGGGUCGUAUGGAAGUACUACUCAUAG
This is a messenger RNA of [Candida] anglica, 2082 nucleotides long. The record is from the annotation of a GenBank genome assembly. NCBI's taxonomy places the organism in Eukaryota, Fungi, Ascomycota, Pichiomycetes, Serinales, Debaryomycetaceae.